This is a messenger RNA of Aspergillus glaucus CBS 516.65, 1648 nucleotides long. Its product is annotated as putative CUE domain protein. Lineage: Eukaryota; Fungi; Ascomycota; Eurotiomycetes; Eurotiales; Aspergillaceae. The transcript has a single exon. The record is from RefSeq and is a predicted model, not a curated record. Bases 93 to 1565 code for a protein of 490 amino acids. Gene Ontology annotation, molecular function: dioxygenase activity; zinc ion binding. Gene Ontology annotation, cellular component: nucleus. Gene Ontology annotation, biological process: DNA alkylation repair; DNA repair.
UCCACGCCUUCAUCCUCUCUCCUCAGCCAUACCAAUGCAUCAUCGGCACUGUCCCUCUUGAUGGCUUCCUUAACGAGCUGGCAGCCCUCCAAAUGGACGCUUUUGUCUCCAGGAAAAGGCCCCGGUUGGGCCGCUCGCAACCAUCGGCACCACCGGCACCCGUAGCCACGUCCGACGAGGAACUGACGGAGGUGAAGUUGGCACUGCUCUUGUCCAUUUUCCCUAAUGUGACACAGGAGGCUCUGCUGGAUACUUUAGUGUCAUGCGGUGGCUCCGUUGAAGGGGCCUCGUCAAUCCUCUCGACACCGCAGCAGCAGCAGCAGCAGCAGCAGCGAGAAACAGCCAGCACCGAGUCCAAAGCAAUCACGACAACCCCGAAGAAACGAGCAAUCCCUUCCGGAAUCCAAACAUCCCUCCUCCCACACAUAACACCCUCCCCAAAACCCAACACCAACCUCCCAAUCCCAAAAAACCCCCAACGACAACAACCCCUAACCCGCAAAGGCCGCACCCUCCACCUCUACACACCCCAAGACAUAGCCUACCACACCCCCUGCACAAUAAUCCACAACUUCCUCCCCACCCACACAGCAACCGCCCUCCUCCAAGAACUCCUUUCCGAAUCCCCACACUUCUCCCGCCACAAAUUCCAACUCUUCGAGCGCACCGUGCAAAGCCCGCACUCCGCUAGUGUCUACGUCUCCACGCCGGAGGAAUACCGCCAACAGACAUCUGAGUAUACAUACGGUGGAACAUACCGGUCGAAUGUCCGGCAGAUCACGCCGCAUAUGCGCGAUGUCUCGGGCAAGGUACAAGAUGCUGUGAACGAGGAGAUAAGGAGACGGAUUCGGGACGUUUAUCCCCGGGGAGAGAAAUUGAGGUAUCAGUCGCCGAAGAUGUGGAGGCCCAAUGCGGCGUUUGUGAAUUGUUAUGAUGGGCCGGCGGAGAGUGUGGGGUUUCAUUCGGAUGAGUUGACGUAUUUGGGGCCGAGGGCUGUUAUUGGGAGUUUGAGUUUGGGGGUUGAGAGGGAGUUUCGGGUUCGAAGGGUUGUUGCUGGUGCUGAUGCUGAUGAUGAUGAUGGUGACGACGAUAAUGAUACAGCAGCGCAAAAGCAGAAACAAAAUGCACGCGCAGACGCCCAGGGCCAGAUAUCCAUUCAUCUACCGCACAACUCCUUUUUGGUCAUGCAUGCGGAAAUGCAAGAGGAGUGGAAACAUGCCAUAACCCCGGCCCAGACUGUGAACCCACAUUCCGUAUCUGGGAAUCGGCGGAUAAAUAUCACUUACCGAUGGUAUCGAGAUUCACUUCAUCCAAGGUAUACCCCGAAGUGCCGUUGUGGGACGCAUGCUAUCUUGCGCUGUGCGCAACGGAAGCGAGAAACUAGGGGUAGAUACAUGUGGAUGUGUUAUGCAGGCUAUGCCCCCAGGGGUAAAGGAUGCUCAUUCUUCCAAUGGGCAGAGUUCGAUGAUGAUGGUGAACCAUUAUGGGCGAAUAAACCAACUGAGGAGCAGGCUCCUACGUUGACCAACUUUGUAGCUUCACAGCCAUCAGGCGACAAAGUGUAGAUAAAUAGAACACCUUGAUUCAGUAACUUUUAGUACUUGCAUCGAACACAAGACCAACAAAUCAGACUUUCUCACUAAAACUA